CUGGCGGUGAUUGGCAGCGGAAGAGUUUUCCGUCGCAGUGUUCUUUUUUGUUCGCUGAGAUUACUUUUCUUUUUUGAGAUAUAAAGAGAAAAAGGAAGACUCAGAAAUGGUAGGAGCAGGAGAUGGAAGAGGAUAUAAGAAGAUAAUUGUUGGAGUUUGCGUCAUGGAAAAGAAGGUGAAAUGCGGAAGCGAGGCUUUUUCAGCUCCAAUGAGACAGAUUUUGGACAGGAUUAAGGCUUUUGGUGAAUUUGAGAUUCUCCAUUUCGGUGAUAGGGUUAUUCUUGAAGAUCCGAUAGAAAGCUGGCCAAUCUGUGAUUGUUUAAUUGCAUUCUACUCCUCUGGAUUUCCCCUCAAGAAGGCUGAAGAAUAUGCUGCUUUAAGGAAACCUUUCCUUGUGAAUGAGUUGGAGCCACAACACCUUCUUCAUGAUCGACGGAAGGUAUACGAGCGACUUGAAAUGUUUGGUAUCUCUGUUCCAAGAUAUGCCCUUGUAAAUAGAGAAGAAACAUACCAAGAGCUGGAUUACUUUAUUGAAGAUGAAGAUUAUGUUGAGGUCCAUGGAAAUCGUUUCUGGAAGCCAUUUGUGGAAAAGCCUGUUGAUGGGGAUGAUCAUAGUAUAAUGAUUUAUUACCCUAGCUCAGCGGGUGGAGGCAUGAAGGAAUUGUUUAGGAAGGUUGGAAACAGAUCAAGUGAGUUCCAUCCUGAAGUUAGAAGAGUAAGACGUGAAGGUUCUUAUAUAUAUGAGGAGUUUAUGCCAACUGGAGGAACAGAUGUCAAGGUCUAUACUGUUGGUCCUGAAUAUGCACAUGCUGAGGCUAGGAAGUCUCCUGUUGUUGAUGGUGUUGUCAUGAGAAAUCCUGAUGGCAAAGAAAUCAGAUAUCCUGUGUUGCUGACACCUAAUGAGAAGCAAAUGGCUAGGGAAGUUUGCAUUGCAUUUAGGCAAGCGGUGUGUGGAUUUGAUCUUUUGCGUUCUGAGGGGCGGUCAUAUGCUUGUGAUGUGAAUGGAUGGAGUUUUGUGAAAAAUUCACACAAGUAUUAUGAUGAUGCUGCUUGUGUGUUGAGGAAGAUGUUUUUAGAUGCAAAAGCACCUCAUCUUUCUUCGGUAAUACCACCAACAUUACCAUGGAAAGUAAAUGAGCCUGUCCAGCCUUCUGAAAGACUUACACGCCAAGGAAGUGGAGUCAUUGGUUCAUCCGGGCAGUCUGAGGAGCUACGUUGUGUUAUAGUUGUUAUUCGACAUGGUGAUAGAACUCCCAAGCAGAAGGUGAAAUUGAAGGUUACUGAGGAAAAUCUUCUAAACUUGAUGCUAAAGUACAAUGGGGGACGACCCAGAUCUGAGACAAAACUUAAAAGUGCUGUUGAACUGCAAGAUUUAUUAGAUGCCACAAGGAUGCUUGUACCCAGACCAGGUGUUGGAAGUGAUAAUGAAGCUGAAGAUCUUGAGCAUGCUGAAAAGCUUCGUCAAGUUAAGGCAGUACUUGAGGAGGGGGGACAUUUUUCUGGUAUUUACAGAAAGGUUCAAUUAAAGCCCCUUAAGUGGGUUAAAGUUCAAAAAAGUAAUGGUGAAGGUGAAGAAGAACGGCCUGUUGAAGCUCUGAUGGUUCUUAAAUAUGGGGGUGUGCUUACCCAUGCUGGGAGGAAGCAGGCAGAAGAACUGGGUAGAUAUUUCCGAAAUAAUAUGUAUCCAGGUGAAGGUACUGGCCUGCUUCGCCUUCAUAGUACAUAUCGUCAUGAUCUGAAAAUUUACAGUUCUGAUGAGGGCCGUGUGCAGAUGUCUGCAGCUGCUUUUGCUAAAGGCCUACUUGACCUUGAAGGGCAGCUAACGCCAAUCCUGGUCUCCCUUGUUAGCAAGGACUCCUCUAUGUUGGACGGACUUGAGAAUGUGAGCAUUGAGAUGGAAAAAGCGAAGACUAGACUGAAUGAAAUUAUAACUUCAGGUGCAAGGACAAUUCCUAGUAAUGGAACAUCUGAGUGUCCUUGGAUGGUUGAUGGAGCUGGAUUGCCUUCUAAUGCUUCUGAGCUCCUUCCCAAACUGGUAACUUUGACUAAGAAGGUUACCGAACAAGUCAGAGUACUUGCCAAGCAUGAAGAUGAGAAUCUUGCUGAGACAAGCCCGUAUGAUGUGAUUCUCCCAUAUGACCAAGCAAAGGCACUUGGUAAGACAAAUAUUGACAUUGAUCGUAUUGCUGCUGGAUUGCCUUGUGGUAGUGAGGGGUUCCUUUUGAUGUUUGCUCGGUGGAAAAAACUUGAAAGAGAUUUGUAUAAUGAACGUAAAGAUCGUUUUGAUAUAACUCAAAUUCCUGAUGUUUAUGACUCUUGCAAAUAUGAUCUUCUGCAUAAUGCGCAUCUUAAUCUAGAAGAUUUGGAUGAACUCUUCAAAGUUGCCCAGCUUCUUGCAGAUGGUGUCAUCCCUAAUGAAUAUGGGAUUAAUCCAAAGCAGAAGCUAAAAAUUGGUUCAAAGAUUGCACGCCGCUUGUUGGGCAAAAUUUUGAUUGAUCUGAGGAAUACUCGUGAAGAAGCCCUUCACGUUGCUGUCGUAAAGGGUAAUCAAGACAACUGUUCAAACUCAACCAAAACUGCAAAGGCUAAUAAAGUUUUUCCACCAAACAUUUCCAUCAAGACUGAUGACAUAAGAAGAUCUAAUACCACAAGUGAAAUGUCAAUAGAUCAAGAUGAUGAUGAUGAUAAAGAGACCAAAUACCGUUUGGACCCAAAGUAUGCAAAUGUCAUGACACCUGAGCGCCACGUGCGAACACGCCUUUACUUCACAUCAGAAUCGCAUAUUCAUUCCCUCAUGAAUGUAAUUCGGUACUGUAACCUAGAUGAAUCUCUUCAGGGAGAAGCUGGUCUAGUUUGCCAGAGCGCUUUGGAGAGUUUGUAUAAAACGAAGGAGCUUGACUAUAUGAGUCACAUUGUGAUAAGAAUGUUUGAAAACACAGAGGUAGCUUUAGAAGAGCCACGACGGUUCCGCAUUGAGUUGACAUUUAGCCAUGGUGCAGAUUCAUCCCCAUUGGAGAGUAACGAUGGCAAGGUUGCUUCACUGAACCAGGAGCAUACGCUGCCGAUAAUGGGUCCAGAAAGGCUGCAAGAUGUUGCAUCCUAUCUCACAUUAGAGAAAAUGGAAAAGAUGAUUAGGCCGUUUGCAAUGCCGGCAGAAGACUUUCCUCCUCCAUCUACUCCGGCCGGGUUUUCUGGGUACUUUUUGAGAAGCGCCCUGGUGCUUGAGCGUCUGGUAAAUCUUUGGCCUUUCCAUAAGAAUGCUCAUACCAAUGGAAAGUAACAACUAAGAUAUUAGUUCUCCAUUUCCCUCCUUUUAACUUGUUUUCCCCAUUCUUUUUGGUUUUCUGUUCAAUUUCCCCGUUCUUUUUGUUUUACCAUUGAUGCAUCUUUCUUUUCAUUUUUUUACCUCUGGUUAAAAUAACGGCCAAGAGAGGUCUUAAGCACUUUGCUCGAGUAAAUACUUUCCCCCCCUAGACUUUCAGCAAAAAGAAUGUUGUUGGAAGAAUUUUGGAAAUUGUAUAACUUUUCUCUCAUUAAUGCAAUUUUCUUAUUUGAUCAAAGAAAAA
Messenger RNA from Gossypium raimondii (Peruvian cotton), 3566 nucleotides. Its product is annotated as inositol hexakisphosphate and diphosphoinositol-pentakisphosphate kinase VIP2. Bases 107 to 3280 code for a protein of 1057 amino acids. Gene Ontology annotation, molecular function: inositol hexakisphosphate kinase activity; diphosphoinositol pentakisphosphate kinase activity; 5-diphosphoinositol pentakisphosphate 1-kinase activity. The record is from RefSeq and is a predicted model, not a curated record. Lineage: Eukaryota; Viridiplantae; Streptophyta; Magnoliopsida; Malvales; Malvaceae. Gene Ontology annotation, biological process: inositol phosphate biosynthetic process; inositol metabolic process. The transcript has 30 exons.